GAUCCACGUUAUAUACGGUGUAGCGGUGGGUAAUCCAGGCCCAGAAAGUAAAAAUCCAUUCCAUGGCGUUAUAACAACUGCCUAGGCGGCUCUGCUGCAGCUGAGUAGAAAACCAUGGGAUAGAUUUGUACUUUUUGGACCUGGAUUACCCACUUAUUAUAUACGAUAUUGCAACUUUUACUAUUAAUAUUAAUAUUACCUACCUCUAAUAAGGGGAGUACAUGAGUUACAGAUCAGAGAAAGUCAAGAACGCCGUUUUACAAACUAGGUAUGGUAGUUUAGGUUACGUCCCUGUUCUCCCAGUUCUGAAGUGAAACAUGGCAGUUCAGGCUUUCUCGUUCCCCAUGCCUGAAACCAGAUUCUUCCAGGUUGGCCAGCAGGUUUACAAGUUUAAGAUAAGACAAGGAAGCAAAAUAAGUUGUGAGGAGGAAUUAUUGGACAGUGAGUUUGUCAGUGAGGAGCUGGAGGACGCUGUACGGGUGGUGCUCAUGUGUCUGGACAAUCUCCACCCAUUCACCACCCAGCAUUUCACCAUCUUCCCCUAUAAGAGUAGGUGGGAGCGAGUGUCAGAGCUGAGUUUCAGGAAGGGGGAUGUCAAGCUCUCUGCUUACCCUUUCCUUAUCACCCUUUAUGUGGAGACUAAUGAUCCGGUCCCUCAGCACACAAUGGAUUAUUCGUGUGAAUGGGUCCCUCCAAGUAGUGAGAGUGGUUCGGACAGUCCUUAUUUUCCUCCAAGACCAGCAUGGGAACCCAAACGCAGGAGAACAGAGCAAACACAAGAGGGCGCUCAGAGCCUGGACAACCAGCACAGCAUGGCGGAUUCUCCCCAUCCACACCAUCUCCAAGAGUCUCCUUACCUGGCCGACAGUGCAGAAGGGAUGGCUUGUGGCAGCGAGUUACAUGCUGAUUCAGAGGUGCCUUCCCAUCCUGCUCCAGGUGCCAAGAACCCAGCGACUGAGGAUGAGUCACCGGAGCAGGACACCCCUGAGAUCUCUGGUUGUGCACCCAUUGUAACAGGAAAGCCAGGAGUCCUCAGUAGACUGGCCAGAAGUGCAAUGUUCCCCUUUUAUCUGCUCUUCAGCAGAUCAUGAGACAGAUCAUCAGUCUUAAUUGCUGUAAAAAUGCCUUAAUUUUAAAUUAAAUUGACUGAUAUUUAAGUUUUAAGCUUUUUGCCAAUUGUUAAAAUGUAUUAUAUGUAUGAGCUAGGAGUAAGAAAGCUUUUAUUAAUUUAUUUUUCAUUUAUUGUAAGAGGCUGACUUUUGUGGGAACUAGAUUUUAGUGCAUUAAAUCAAAUUGCAUUAUUUUUGCCACUUUCUUUCAAAAAAAGAUUUUUUAAAUAAAUAUUCAGUGGAAACUCUA
This is a messenger RNA of Astyanax mexicanus (Mexican tetra), 1359 nucleotides long. RefSeq names its product membrane-anchored junction protein. Lineage: Eukaryota; Metazoa; Chordata; Actinopteri; Characiformes; Acestrorhamphidae. Gene Ontology annotation, molecular function: DNA binding. The coding region runs from base 318 to 1091 and encodes 257 amino acids. The transcript has 11 exons. Gene Ontology annotation, biological process: homologous chromosome pairing at meiosis; meiotic attachment of telomere to nuclear envelope. Gene Ontology annotation, cellular component: nuclear inner membrane. The record is from RefSeq and is a predicted model, not a curated record.